CACACCACUCGUUACUGUACCUACUACUACUCCGAGUAUGUAUGUACGAACGCUCACUGGAUGCAUAAUAAUGGAUAGCACCAUAGAUAUUGCUGAACUGUUCAGUUCUAUGCCACUUGCCAAUCACCUCCAAAAUGCCUCACACUUUCUGCAGCUUCCGCCCCUCCCCCCCCCCCCAGUCCGGGGUCAAAAUGGCCCCUCUACAAGUACUCCGUACACUAACGGACAGUGGCAGCGUCGCAGCCUGCCAUUCGGGACACAGCUAAUUGCACGGAAGACAUGGAUCACCACCCUGUCUGUUCCGAUAGAAAUAAUAAUACAUGGCCAUUAUACUUCUUGGUGCGAUGUAUUGGGCAUACACCUCAGCGAUGCAUGUGUUGUUGCCCAAGUCCCGGCCAACCGAAUGGGCCAGGAUUGGGUCCAGAUUUAUCGUUCUUAUGUGGUAUCUGGAGUCUUACUCCGCUGUGAGGCAAUUCCCGGUAGAUGGUGUCGUUUUCGUAUACAGCAUAUACAAAAAUGCCACUGUAGCAGUCACUAAAAUAGAAUUAAAAAAAAAAGCAACCACGAAUCCAUCAGGCUAUUGAACUGUGAACCGGAAAUCCGUGCC
Messenger RNA from Aspergillus ruber CBS 135680, 607 nucleotides. RefSeq lists its product as uncharacterized. The record is from RefSeq and is a predicted model, not a curated record. The coding region runs from base 321 to 584 and encodes 87 amino acids. NCBI's taxonomy places the organism in Eukaryota, Fungi, Ascomycota, Eurotiomycetes, Eurotiales, Aspergillaceae. The transcript has a single exon.